Messenger RNA from Paramecium sonneborni, 418 nucleotides. The record is from the annotation of a GenBank genome assembly. NCBI's taxonomy places the organism in Eukaryota, Ciliophora, Oligohymenophorea, Peniculida, Parameciidae.
AUGCCCUAUAAUUUAUACAAUUUAUGAUAAAAAAACAGACUUAAAUAUUGCUUUCACUUUGACUGACCUCUAAUUAGAAACAAUAAUAAAAUAUGAAGAUCUAAUAAUUCAUUUUGAUAAAGAGUAAAAAUUGAUAUUAUAAAACUAUUUAUGAGGGAUCAAGUAUUAUAAGAGAAAUCUUUCAAUAAUACAAUCUUAAUUCAAUAGGUUGAGAUAUAAAUACUCUAGAUAUUGAUUUAAAAUAAUAUACUUCUAAAAUUAAGAAUUGGAUGUCACUGUAAAAAAUUAUUAUGCAAAAAAUUGGAAUCCUUAUCUAUUUAUUAUUAAUCAUAGAAGAAAUUGAUAUAUGUAAUUUAGACUGAUAUUUUAGAGAGUAUUUGAAAAAAAGAAUAAUUAUAUUAGUAACAACAUUUUUUGA